UACAGUAUAAUCAUAACAAUCAUAUAUAAAAAUAUAUAUGUUCUUAUGCGACAAUGAAUUUGAAUGUAUUUAGCACAGAACAGAACUGUUGGUAGAUGGAUCCAGUGAUUCAUUGAUUGAUUGUUUGGGUGAUUAGAAACUCACAGCUGAGCCGUUAAAGCAGCGCGCGCGUUCAUGGUGAACUUUCACUGGGGCCACUCAUCAGGACGCCUGCCAAAAAAAACCGCCCCCCUCUCCUCCUGGCAGAAAAUCAUUGCUUGUGUCUUUAUCCUCCCGGCGCGCUCCCAUCUCCGGUGUGCGCGCGCACGUGGAGUCCCCCGCGCGCGCUUGGCACGGCGCCGCGCACUCUAGCCCCUGUGUGUGUAGUAACCCAGAGCAGUAGAGCUCUCAGCUAGACAUGGCGGCGGAUCCUAAUCCGGACUGGCUCUCCUGCCUUCCCUCUUCUUGGAGUUAUGGGGUGACUCGGGAUGGACGCAUAUUCUUCAUCAACGAAGAAGCAAAGAGUACAACCUGGUUGCAUCCUGUUACUGGAGAAGCUGUAAUCACGGGGCACAGGAAAACUCCAGAUUUACCAACAGGAUGGGAGGAAGGAUACACGUUCGAAGGAGCUCGCUGCUUCAUCAAGUGAGUUGGAACGUGUGGCGGGAGAUAUAAGGAGGGGGAGAGAGAGAGAGAGGGAGGGAGGGAGGAGAGGAAGAGACUGAUAGAAUCCGUCUCAGGCGGUGAGGGGCUGCUUUGUUUGGUCGGCGGGCACAGCUCUCAUCAACGCUCACCUCUCUGCCUCUCUAACCUGCUGGAGGAAUUCACACUGAUCUGUUUCUGUCGCCUGUAACACACACACACAUGCCCACACACACACGCACGG
This is a messenger RNA of Larimichthys crocea (large yellow croaker), 865 nucleotides long. RefSeq names its product pleckstrin homology domain-containing family A member 5-like. Gene Ontology annotation, cellular component: cytosol. NCBI's taxonomy places the organism in Eukaryota, Metazoa, Chordata, Actinopteri, Sciaenidae. Gene Ontology annotation, molecular function: phosphatidylinositol-4-phosphate binding; phosphatidylinositol-3-phosphate binding; phosphatidylinositol-5-phosphate binding. Bases 398 to 628 code for a protein of 76 amino acids. The record is from RefSeq and is a predicted model, not a curated record. The transcript is spliced from 3 exons.